Penicillium salamii is the source of this 936-nucleotide messenger RNA. The record is from the annotation of a GenBank genome assembly. NCBI's taxonomy places the organism in Eukaryota, Fungi, Ascomycota, Eurotiomycetes, Eurotiales, Aspergillaceae.
AUGGUCGGAUUGAUUGCUGCCAUUUUCCUCGUUAUCCCCGAAUCGCCGUGGUGGCUUGCCAGUCAGGGCAAGAUCGACAAGGCGGCCAAGGUUCUGAAUUGGUUUAACGGUAAAGUUGAUGGAUAUAGUGUGGAUGAACAAAUUGAAAUCAUGACCGCAACGAUCACCGAAGAACGCAUUGUCGCCGAGCGCAACGCCGAAGAAGGUACAUGGGCUGUGUUCCAAGGAAACAAUCGAAUUCGAUUCCUCAUUGCAGCUUGGCCUAAGAUCGCCCAGCAGCUAGUUGGCUUGGCUGUUUUCAACACCUAUGCCACUUAUUUCUUUCAAUAUGCGGGCAGCAAAGACCCAUUCAUGGUCACUGUCAUCCUUUCAUGUGUUCAACUUCUGUCUAUGAUCUUGACUGCUACGACAACUGACAAGCUCGGUCGCCGCCCACUGACAAUUUACCCCUACGCAGUGACAUCGGUCUCUGUUCUGUGUCUUGGCAUUAUCGGCUGCUUCGAUUAUACGAGACCAGCAACUAGCUCCCUUCUUAUAUUCUUCGCUUGUCUGGCCACCCUCUCAACAACCGGUGCAUCGGCUAUCGGAUACGCCUACGCGGCAGAAAUUCCCCAGCAGCGUCUGCGCGCAAAAACAGCUGGCUGGGCGCUGGCAUUAUCAAAUGCGAUCGCAAUCAUGUUCAGUUUCUGCACACCUUUAAUGAUCAACAACGAGCCCGUGUCAGCUUGGGGCGUCAAAACGGGUUUCUUCUUUGCCGGAACUGGUACGGUUGCUGUGUUUGUCGCUUGGCUCAUCCUUCCUGAGGUCGCACGCCGCACCCCUGCUGAAAUUGAUGAGAUGUUUGAGAAGAAAGUUGGUCUUCGCAAGUUUAAGGGCUAUGUCACUGAGGUGCAGAUGCGUUCAAAUGAACAGUAUGAUGAGCAUGAAAUGCGUUAG